CGUAGGUGGGGAGGGAAAGGAGGGUGUCGACUUGCAUCCUCCAAAAAUAACUGUCAAGAAUAAAGAAGAGAUCGUUUGAUAUCCCGUUAUCAUCAGACGCCAAAAUUAUUAAAUCGCGUAACCAAACUGUAUGACAAUAAUAUAAAUAGAGGAUAAUUAUAAAAAAUUUCUUUCACCCUUCUGUUGUAUAUUUAAUGACAAAUUCUGUAUAAAUCUUGCACGUCUCUUUUAGCAACUUAUGCGCACAUCUAGUGGCGCGUGGUGAGGCCGUCGAUAGACAGUAGGGGAGAAAAACCUUUGAACGAUCGCCGAGCUAAUUGUGGGGGUUCGAAUAAUAAAAUCAUAGGAUCUGCGGGUGUCGCAUAAAUAUCUUUCCGUGAAAAAAUUGUAUAAAUAAAAUAUUUUACCGCUGUUUUAUCGAUUUGAAAUAUUCCAAAAGUGGAAUCGCAAGGUACAUCUCCGUAAAGUUCAUCAAUUGCAACACCUGCUAAGGGAGACAGCUUUGUAUCUUAUGUAUGAAUGAACCCCCGAUGCAUUGAUCGAUUUUGCCUUAAAAUAAACCGUUUCUGUUGCGUGUGUGUAUUUUUUCUCUAUACGACGUGAAUUGUGGGACGAGAUAAAUAGUGUUUUAUCAUAACCGUUCGUUCCAUGCACGUUAAUACAUAAGAAUACUAAACCCAUUAAAACCGCUAAAUCGCAAAUUAUACCCAUGGAAAAAAGACGUUUACGAUAAUCAAACGUUAUAAAGGUUACCCAUUCAAAUAUAACGACGACAACGGCGUCGCCGAGAUCGACGACAACGAAGAGGAGAAAGAGAACAAAGAGGAUUUCGACGCCGACGAAGAGGAGGAAAAUUGUCAGUCAGCGGUUAUAUUCGAAAGCGAUCGCACAUCUGCUACCGCGAGUCCGCGAAUAAAAUAGGGUGCAGGUGUAGGCGUAUGAAAGAGCCGAGAUUCGGUGAAAUUUAUUACAUCUGUUAAAGCGACCCCGUUUUUCGGGGGUAAAACCGUCACGACGGCCGAUGUCAGGAUGCCGGAGCAGAGCAACGACUACAGAGUCGUCGUCUUCGGGGCUGGCGGGGUUGGGAAAAGUUCCUUAGUAUUACGUUUUGUGAAAGGAACAUUUCGCGAAUCCUACAUACCAACCAUCGAAGACACUUACAGACAGGUGAUAAGCUGCAACAAAAACAUCUGCACAUUACAAAUAACCGACACUACAGGAUCUCAUCAAUUUCCGGCUAUGCAACGAUUGUCAAUAAGUAAAGGUCACGCCUUCAUACUCGUAUAUUCUGUAUGCUCAAGACAAAGUCUUGAAGAACUCCGACCGAUUUGGGCAGUUAUUCGCGAACUCAAAGGCCAGGAUGUUUCCCAGAUACCGAUCAUGCUGGUUGGCAACAAAUGCGACGAGAGUCCUUCGGUUCGAGAAGUAUCGAUGAGCGAGGGUGAAGCUGAGGCAGCAAAUUGGGGUUGCGGAUUUCUCGAGACAUCUGCAAAGACGAACCACAACGUGAACGCUUUAUUCCGUGAUUUAUUGACCUUGGAGAAAAAUCGCACAGUAUCAUUACAACCGGUUCAGAGUAAUAAUGCGAUAAGCCUUAAGGAAAAAUGUGCCGUUAUGUAAUUAGUGAAAAAUCUCAAAUAAUACGCGGCCAUCAGUCGAGCCGAUAAGAAAAUUUCAAAAAAAUUCAAAGGAAACGAAAAUUGAAUCCAGCUAUCCCAGCCGUAGUACCAUACGACAUGUCAUAAUAGUUUUAAUUACUAUUGGAGUACGGUAAUAACUGCACAAUCCAAGUACAUAUUUACGUCGAGAAAAUAAAAUAGCUACAGACUCUCCCAAACUGAUAGAGCAUACAUCGCAUUGCGAAUUAAAAAUCAGUCUGAAAAAAUCUAUGGAAAUCGAAAGCCCCGCUCUCCAAAAUCCAGGUGAAAAUUCAACGGUAUUAUCAACCUACAUAUAUCUUCCGAAUAAAUAUUCGAACAUCUGUAUCGGCAUGAGAAAAUAAUAAUAACAAUAAUAAUAAUAAUUUCAAUGUCAAUAGAGUUAAAUUAGGUCGCUCGACAUGAUACAUCAUACGUAUGUUUAUAAUUAUACCUACAGCAGCUACACUAAACUACGUAAUUAAUACCUAAUAAUGAUGGUAGCUAAUAAAUCAAUAAAUCCAUGAUUAUAUAAAUAGGUUAUACAUAAAAUACAUCGCGGCUGCGUUUCGUGGGGAUAAACAGAGAUAAUUAUUAGAUCAAAAUCUUUCAUUCGUUAAAUACUUCUCAAAUCGUAUAGCUAUAAUUACAUCCCGAUCAGAAUUUUGGAAUUGGAAUCACGUUUUUUGUGACAAUUUACGAUAUACCUAGUCAACCGAAUAAUGAUAAUAUUAAUAACUGGAAAAAACAAAAAACAAAAAAAAACUCAAUUCGUUAGAUCUCGAAUACAAAAACUACAAUUCGUAGUUACGUAUAUGUAUAGUAACUAACAAUACAUGAAUUUAAUGAAGAUUCUCCUUCAAAAUUAUUGUGAUCAAUCGGUAUUGCGUAACAAUUAUCCGGUCAUGUUACGUUUUAAUGGAUUGUAACAAUAUUAAUUAUUAAUUAGGACAAACCGAUUAGGAACAUUCACUCUUUAUCCAAAAAACAGGUGCGUACCGAAGCAGGAAGAAAAAGCAAAAUAUAGCAUGAAAUGAAAUGAAAUGAAAAUCAAAUGAAUGAUAAACUUUUUAGCCAAAACUAUGACUUGGAUAUUAUAUACAUACACGGAUUAUCGAAAGAUUGUUACAUCUAUAUACAUAGUACAAUAUACUCUGUGUAUAGUUGAGUAACGCGUUUUUGCCUGUAACGCGUAGUUUAUAUACAUAUUGAAAAUAUAAAAAUUAUUAAUUUAUUAUACAUGUAUAAUAAUCAUAUGUAUAUUAUGAUAUAUUUCUAGAAAUAUGUCGUAAAAAUCAGCGGUAAUGUUUCUCGGGUGAAAUGGGGGGGGGGGGGGGGGGGAUGGAUGGAGACAAAAUAGAAAAACUAAAUAAUAAAUUGAAGAAAAAAAAAAUAAAAUUGUUACACGGUUGGUUUUUGUUGAAUAGUUGUAAGAUUUUGUAACAACGCUACUAUAGAGUUGAUUAUUGUAUCUAGUAUAAAUACAUGAUAUAUAGAUAACAUUAUUAUUUAUACAUACCAUUAUAUAACACGUUAUAUCGAAAAAAGAAAACAACAUUUAUGAAUUAUUAUAUUAUUAAUUAAUAAUAAUAAUAAUAAUUUUAACGACAUUGGAAUCGCUAUUCGAACGCAAUAGACGUACGUUUAUAUACUAUUAAAAAAUAUAUUUACUAUUAUAGACAUAUAUUAUAUCAUAGAAGUGUGUAUAGAGCACUGUAUUUAGGGGUUAGGAGGCUGUUACGAAUAUUUGAAAAUAAUUAUGAAAAAUAUACAUGUAACAAUAUCAUUGGAUAGUGAUCUCUGUUGGCGAACUUUUAGACGCGAAAAGCUGCUGUGCGGCUUAUACAUACAUACUGAAAAUUACUACCUAAGAUAAAUAAGUUUUUCAUAAUCAUGAUUUAACUUAUACAACUCAUGAUAUUGCAUAUCGUUUUUCAACAAAAGAAAAAAAAAAGAAGAAAAAAAAAUGAAGAGGAAAAAUAAUCAUAGCAACAAUAAUAUGACACGACAAACGAAUACUGUAUCUACUCAAAAAAUAAUUUAUCUACCCAUUUAUUCAUAAAUAGAUGUGUGCUUUUUCUUUUUUUCUUUUUUAACACACGCACCGCAGUAUAAAAUGUAGCUAUAUUUAUUACUUAUAAUAUAAUUCUCAUGUAUAAUAUUUACGGCAACAAAGAAAAAACAGUUAAAGUUUUUAAUCAAAUCAAAUCUACACAACGACUAUACCUAUAGAAAUUUAUCGAUCGAUCAGCUAGAUUAUUUUGAACAAGAUUUUAAAUAUCAAAAUUUACACCACAAAACUAAGUGCACAAAUUAUAUCAUCAAACUGUAAAUUUAACUAAACCGCGGCUGUAUAUCUUGUAGAAUUUCCCCAUAUCAAGCUAAAAGGAAAAGCAAAAAGUGAUCCGAAAAUAAGAAGACGAAAUAAAAACCGAAUGAAAUAAUUAUCGAUCAAUAUUAUUACGAACUGUAUUUCUAUACAUUGUAUAAUUGCCAGAAUAUUAUCACACUAUUACCUAAUUAACGAAUGAAUAUCAUUAUUGAAAUUUGACGAGUAAUAAUACAUAUCUAUAAAUUAUAUCCUGAUUCCGUAAAAAAAAAAAGAAAAAGUAAACAAAAAAAAGCUGAAAAAAACGGAAAAAGUAUAAAACAGGAUUGUAUAAAUGCACAAAAAAAAAAAAAAUCAUAACAAAUGAACAAAUAAAUGAAUAAUUAAAGGAAAAAAAAGGGAAAAAACGAAGGCAAGAAACAAAUAAAUUAUGAUAAAAACAAUUUGUUUAAAUGAAAACUAUCUGAUUUCGGGGCCAAUUGAAAGUAUGUGAGCAGGAGAAGACGUGAAUAAUUCGGAUCCUCGGGAGAAAAAAGAAUAAGAAAAAAGAAAAUUAUUGGUACGAGGAUAAGAAUAAAAUAAAGCUCUAUUAUAAUACGCAUGAGAAUGGUAUUCACCUAUUAUUGUACACACAUAAUUACUAUUACUAAGUAUAUUAUUAUACUUAGAAGAAAAAAAAAAAGAAUAAUUAUUUCUUAGUGACGGUCUGCAAAACUUUCUGGAAUAGAUAUUACGAUUUACUACAAUUAUAGUAUUUUGUAUUAACUUUUUUUCAUUAGAGAUCUUAAGCGUCGAUUUGAGAUGUUCCUUUUUAUUUUAUUUUAUUUUUUUCGUUCUUAUACGUUGUGUAAAUAUAAUAACAGCGCGCGUGUCGAUAUAUACGUCAAUGAAUUGAAAGUUUUAUAAUUGUGAAUACUAAGUACUUACUAUUCCACACAUACUUUUGCCCUGUCACUAUACGUGUAAAAUUUCUUCUAUAUUAUAACGUUGAAUUCCCUUCAAUUCUCUCUAUAUCAUAUAAUUCAAGAAAACAUAUAUAAUUAUUAUUGUUAUAUUAUCUAUAUUUCUCUAAAACUCACUGUUAUCGAAAGAGGAAAAAAAAGAAAAAAAAAAACGGAAUCCCACAGUUAAUUUUGCAGCAUCCCCCUUGAUUCACGCACUUUUUCUAUAUACUUAUAGCGUCCUUUUGUAUAUCUACAAUGAUUCACGAUUAUCCCGUCGAUCGCUUCGAUGACUAUUUAUAAUAUAAUCUCCUUUGUACGAUUACUUUCGCUCCGACAACAUGAAACGACCGCAAAAUAACGCGUUGCAAAGACUGUAUUUUAAUCUCGUACCACGUAGCCCUCGCUGCGAGGACUGGGACCUAAUUUGAUCGAAACUCGACAGAUAAUUUUGUUGUAACUAAUAAUUACGUAUGUCGUCUACAAUAAUGUCUCACCCGAAGCCCGUAGUGUAUCAUAUCUUGUAAUUUUUAUUCUUACUCGUAUCUUUCCCGUUAUUAGUUUGUAAUUUUCUCUCUUUCGCUGUUUCAUCUCCUUUUAUACGUGGAUCAGAUAAUUUAUUUUUGCUUCGAGGGCACAAGAAGAAUUUAUAUAUAUGUAUGUAUAUGUACCUCAUGAUAUAUCGAGAUUUAUCGAAUACAUUAUUAUAUAUAUAAAAUUGAAAAAAUUGUUGACAGUUCUUUUUUUCCAAAUGUACCUCGCACUCGGUUAUUCGCGCACUUAAAUUUAAAACUAUCGCGACAUAUUGAUAUAUACAUACCUAUACCAUACAUAUGUACGCACGAGACGUUGACACAACUAUGUAUAAUGUAGAUACUUUUGUCACCGUGAUAAUCGCCCGUUGCUCUGCAGCGAACCAUCUGUUCGGAUAAUAAUACCUUCACCUAAUUUUAUCCUGUACAUACACCUAGAGCCCUAUUUGUAUAUAAUACAUAUAAAUCCAUCGGUCUUUAUUUACAAAUAUUUCUCAUUAUAUAUUCUACAUAUCGACGAGUAGCGUAACAUCGAAGAAAAAAAAUUCGACAACUAUUGCGUGUUGUAAAAGAAUUAUUAUUCGAUCAUUCGGUUCUUUCUAUCAAAUUUCUAUCGGCACAUCAUUCAGUUUAUUGAACCCCGAAUAUUUAUCAAAGUAAAAAUGAAAAUAUGAAACAUUCAAGAUAUCGAUCUUGUAUUAUUUAUCAACUUUUAUGUACAAAAACAAUAAGGUGUGUGCAAUGGUGUAGGCCAAUGGGUAUACGUAUAUGCAUCUGUUUGCAUGUGAUUAACUGUUGUUUAUCGUUUUCUCCAAUAAAGAGAAACGCAAUAUAGAAAAAAUGAUCAAUUCAAUGUGUUCAUCUGACAUGCUUAAUCCAUCGAAUCGCGAGUGAUGAUUCAUUGAAUUAUACCGAUUGUAAAUUUUAUCGCUGUGUAAUUCAUAUAAUUAUUUUAUUAUGAUAUUUUCAGUUAUAUGUAUGUCAUGACGAUAAUGCUCAUCAUAAUGUUUAUUUUAUUGUUACGUAGGUACCCAGCUAUGAAUUAAUAAUUUUUCUAGAAUGGAAGAAACACAUAUCACAACAGAUAUACCGUAUGUCAUACGUAUGUACUUGUAGAAUGCGAAUGCACAGAUUGAGCGCCACAGAUGAAGUUCGAAUACCUAUAGAUAUAAUACCAAUACCUAUAAAAGUGAUUAAUUGAAUUAUAUUAUUAAAGUUAUCACCACACUUAUAUCAACCUGUAUUCGAUUGUUAUUCGCUACGUUGAAUUCUGUAUACUAUUGUAAUAGAUAUUUACAUAAUAACAUAUAACCUUCAUUCUUGGCAA
Molecule: messenger RNA, 6767 nt
Organism: Athalia rosae (coleseed sawfly)
Lineage: Eukaryota; Metazoa; Arthropoda; Insecta; Hymenoptera; Athaliidae
Product: GTP-binding protein Di-Ras2
Exons: 3
Coding region: 1030-1620 (196 amino acids)
Biological process (GO): signal transduction
Cellular component (GO): plasma membrane
Molecular function (GO): GTP binding; GTPase activity; GDP binding
Source: RefSeq, a predicted model, not a curated record